AUGGCCCUCCAAGAUAGCUUUAUUGAUGAAGAUGAGGACACAUGUCCACUCUGUGUUGAAGAAUUCGACCUUUCCGACAAGAAUUUUCGCCCAUGUCCUUGUGGAUAUCAGAUCUGUCAAUUCUGCUUUAACAACAUUAAAAACAACAUUAAUGGCUUAUGUCCCGCCUGUCGCAGACCUUAUGAUGAGAAAACUAUAGAAUGGAAAGUUGUGACCCAAGAAGAGAUGGCACAGUUCAAGGCGAAUAUACAAAAAAAUGCUAAAAAGAAACAAGAGCAGCGCCAAAAAGAAGCGCAAAAGCGAGAAGUCGAAAGUCUGAACCGGAAACACCUCUCUGGUCUUCGUGUAGUCCAGAAGAACCUCGUCUACGUCGUCGGGAUUAGUCCUGGAAUACCGGAACAAGAAAUUUUAUCAACUUUACGGGGUGAAAAGUAUUUUGGUCAGUACGGUAAAAUUGUAAAGAUAGUAGUUAGCAAUAAGAAGCAAGGAGACGCAGGAUCUAACAACCAAUCGCUGGGCGUAUAUGUUACAUUUGCGAGGAAAGAAGACGCGUCUAGAUGCAUAGCUGCAGUUAAUGGGUCCCAAAACGGCGACCGUGUCUUAAGAGCUCAGCUAGGAACCACAAAGUACUGUUCAGCAUAUCUCAGAAAUGAGACCUGUACCAACAAAAAUUGUAUGUUUCUACACGAACCUGGCGACAAUGAUGAUAGUUAUUCCCGACAAGACUUAUCUUCUAUAAACAGCGUAAAUACUCAACGUCCGCUCUCAUCGAUGGCCACUGCGUCUGGAGCGAACUCUAGACAAUCAGCUCUAAAUCAGAACACCCAUAUGGCAACAGCAAUCCCUCAAACUAUGAUGAGAGAAGGAAGCAAGGAUGAAUUAGACUGUGUAGAUGGAUCUGCACUCCCAUCUUCUGCUAGCUGGGCGAAUCGUGGCUUACCGCAAAGAAAUCGAAGGGACAGUCAUUCUACUAGUAUCGCUGCCUCAAGCCCGGCCAUUUCUCAUGCCCUUCCAGCAACAGCUGAAGUCUCAGAGGAACCACCAGCACCAGUCACGCAAAAGCUAUCCGAACCUGCAAGCUUAUCUUCCUCUACUAGAGUGGUACAAACUAAUUACAAUGACACAGAAGAUGCUUAUGUCUUCAAAAAUAUACUUAAAGCUAUAAAUUCUUCUAACCUCUCCUUUCCGCCUCCAAAAUCCACUGAAGAUAGUACUAAUAUUUACAAUUCUUAUCCACCACUAUUCGAUGAGCAUGGUGGUCAAAAGCGUAGGGCACAAAAGGUACAUCAGGAGGACGUUGAACUUCACAUCGAACAAGAUCCGCGUGAAUUCAUGAAAACCAUUCCCGAACCUCCAGAGGAUGAAGAACCAGAGAGUGGUAGUUUGCAAUUAGGUGGCGAACCUGAAGAUCGAGAGUCUAGUCGCGAAGGGGCCCUUCCACCCAAUUUUCAUAACCAACAAGCUAAUUCCCAACUUCCAAUCCAUCGAAUAGCCAACAAUAAUAGUUCAAAUCUUAGACUUGCUCAGCCCAAUCCACAUAAUUCAACUAACCUCAACACUUCUAAUGGGCGUGCCUUUACUCCGCUGCAACAGCAACAACACAUGCACCUUAUGAAGUCUAAUCAACAAUCCGAACUCCCUGAGCAGUAUCCAUCUGGAAUCGGGAACCAGCUUAGCUUAAAUUCAUCCCUAUUUCAACAAGGCCAUGGGCGACAGGCUUCUCGUUACAACUUCGCAAACGAUUCAUCGAAUUCAAUGAAGACAUCUGCCAAUUCAAAACUAAUGGCACAGCAGUCAUCCAUGAUGCCCUCAGCUAAUUUCUCUCAGCAAACUGGAUUCUAUCCCCAAUCAAUCCAAGGUCCUCCCCCGGGACUGAAAUCGUCAGCAACUCCUCCCACGAACGGAUCAAUGUUCGGACAAAAUCUUGGCUUUAGUAAUUCUAUGAGUGGUACUUUGUUUAGUGGAUUACAAAAAGAAAAUAAUAGCGAAAUGCUUCGUGAUAUAAUCCGGGGUCGUGGUAACGUUGGCGGAAGUCAAACGCAUGACACAGGCAAGCGUGAGUACAUGUUUUCUUCUUUUCUUCAUCAAUACCCACCCGCCUCCACCCCGGCUCAAGGUCCAGGCCUAGCAUCGAUCUAUGGUCCACAGACCGGAGCAUUCCACGACUUUGGUCAAAAGCAGAAGAAGAAGGGAAAGAAGCACAGACACGCUAACACUUCUUCCUCCGGAGGAGGUGGUAUAGUAGAUCUUGCCGACCCGAGCAUCUUGCAAGCAAGGAUGCAACACCAACAACACAGUAACUCUGGAGUUGCACAGGGAUUAUUUGGCGGUCAGGCACAAGGCCAGAUCCUCCCUUCUCUUGAUGAGGCGCGAUCGUCUGUUGAUGCUCUCGUUGGAGAUAGCGUCAAUGAAGACUAUCACCGAACAUCAGAUGUCUACGGUCCUAUAUCUCGGUCUCUAACUCCAUUGGUACCGCCCGGCUUUAGUAUACCCCUCGUUCAAGCAUCUUUUACACCUCAGGAUAGAGCCAGCUCCAAGCCUUCAUCUCUAAACGUCCCUGUUCAGGCUUCAUUCGUAUCACGGAAAGUAUCUCCUGGCUCCGUAACCUCCUACCCUCAACUAACACCUCUUGGGCUGUCUCAAACCCCUGUAGCAGCUAAUAUUGAAAUUAUCUCACCACUUAAUAAACAGGAUGAAAAGCCGUCAACUUCAGUCCCUACGAAGCCAGGAAAACAGCAAUCCACUCAGCAUAUCCUUCAAACAGAAGAUUUCCCUGCGUUGCAGAGCGGGAAGAGAAAAGCAACAACAGUUAGGGUUGCAACACCAGCAUCUCUUAUCACUUUCGGAAAGAAUCCAGCAUCAAAUACUGGUCAAUCAACCGAUAAAUCAGAUGACUUUCACACAAUACCGAAUGCAGGUGCUCCAGCAACGAUCAAAAAUAAUAGCAAAGGUACAGCUUCAAUGGAAUUCAAGAAACCGUCAGCCUUUCCUCCCUUGCCAGCCAGUACUACAAAUGCGAGUCACCAUUCAUCUUCGCGAAAUAUUCCGAAAACACUCAGACUUACAACAAUUCCAAAAUCAGACGCUCUAACAACUGGAGUUACCACCCCAACUCACACGAGCUCUAUUCAAGCACCUCAGACACUUCCUUCACGGCACCAUAGUCUUUCUUCAAACGUACGACUAGACCGUCCCGGCACACCUACAAGUGAGAUAACGUCAGAUAAUAUAUCAAUCACUUCAACAUCGUUUUCAAGAGCCAGCUCGCCCCCUCUGACACGCGUUGGAUCGGCUCCAGUUCGCACAGCUACAAAGAGCUUUCAGAAAAAACAACGCCAGGCCCAGAAAGAGAAAGAGAGAGCAGAGAUAGAGGCUGCAGUAGUCGUUGAGCCGGAAGUCGAAAUACCACCAAUUAUGGGAAGGAAGAAAAAGCAAAAGAAGGAGCGCCUGCAUUCGACUAAUGGAGGGCUGAACUUCACGAUCAGCCGACCGAUAACACCUGGCACCGCAGAAAAUAAAAGUCAGGUCGAAAAGAGUAUACCCAAGAUCGAGGAACAGCUGGAGCCCCCGACCAAAAAUCUUGAUACAGAGGUAGAUUCUUUAAAAGUGGCUAACAAACUAGCCAUCAUAAAAUCUCAAACUAAAGUCAAGCCGCAAAACGUUGUUAAAACUGAUCCAACUCUUACCAGUCUCGAGGUUGAAAAAGAAGAAGCCGACAAACCUCUACUUACUCCUGCAAUUAUUCUGCAAGAGUUUGUAGCUUCUGGCGUUAUAAAAGACCUAAGUGAGCUCUAUUUGCUUAAAAAUAUAACUUCAUCGUACAAACAUCUUGAUAUGUUAGAUAAAAUAGAUAAGGUAGAGAUAAGUCCAAAGCUGGUAAUAACUCCAGAAGAUCAUGACACAUUACUUGCGGGUAAGCCUGUCCACAAAAACGCGGAAGGGGGUUUCCGCAUUAUGCUCACACCAAACGGAGACUGUGUGCGUAACUUAACUGAGGAAGAAGAGAUUCGAUAUCUUUACUAUCAAGAUCAACUGGCGAAAGAUGCUGGACCAACAGCCUUCUUUUCUGCAAAGCAUGCGGGGCAAAAUGGCUUUACUAUGAUAGGCGGUCGUGCUGUUCCCAGUGGGCCACCGUCUUUUUUCCCUGUCCUUAAAAAAGCAAAUUCUUGCCUUGAUCCCGUAAGUAAAAUUCAACGUGAUGAAGCCCUUAAUUACAUCAACCAGUACGUUCUACCUACUCUAUCAAGUUGCGCCCAGUAUGAAAAGACUUUAUAUACAAAUGAGGUCCAGGGGGAAAUGAUGCGGACAGAUUCUGUCGACUCAACAUUGAAAACCUGGGGACCCGACCAAGCAUCUACUUUAUCUGCGACAAAUGACUUCUACAUGAGCCACUCACUCAACAGUGAAGGUGUAAUUGAAAAUAUCACAACCCACUUUGCGAUAGGAGAGAUGAGGAGGCAGGGAAAUGGCUCACUCCUGAGUCUGACUGACGCCGAGCCUGCCAUGCAACUUGCCCGAAAAGAAGUUGAAGGACUUGAGAAGAAGCUAAAUGCAUUGAUUAAGAAGAAUCGGAGAAUUCUUCUGGGAGCCGGGCAUUAA
Blumeria graminis f. sp. triticale is the source of this 4599-nucleotide messenger RNA. The record is from the annotation of a GenBank genome assembly. NCBI's taxonomy places the organism in Eukaryota, Fungi, Ascomycota, Leotiomycetes, Helotiales, Erysiphaceae.